Messenger RNA from Ailuropoda melanoleuca (giant panda), 3567 nucleotides. It is a transcript of the gene ZMYM5, whose product is annotated as zinc finger MYM-type containing 5. Gene Ontology annotation, molecular function: zinc ion binding. Bases 879 to 2867 code for a protein of 662 amino acids. NCBI's taxonomy places the organism in Eukaryota, Metazoa, Chordata, Mammalia, Carnivora, Ursidae. The transcript is spliced from 6 exons. The record is from RefSeq and is a predicted model, not a curated record.
AUGGAGCUCGGUCCCAGGACCCUGGGAUAAUGACCCUAGCCAAAGGCAGGCAGACACUUAACUAACUGAGCCACCCAGGUGCCCUAAUUAAUUUACUUUUCCAGCUUCUUCAACUGUGUCUCUCUGCUGGAUCCUUUCCUUUGUCAUAUCCUAGUGCAUAGUAGGUUUACAAAAGUAUUUGUUGAAUAUAACUAAUGCUAAGAAUUUAGGGCCUAGAAUUAGAGUUUGGAGUUUAAGUCCUAUUCAGUCUUACCCAGAACAAUUUAGUUGGCUUCUCUUUCCUGAUGUGUAAAGUGAAUCAAAUUAUGCCUACAUUAUGGGGCUGUUUUCAGAAUUUUACAUAAAACACCCAUAGCAUAAUAUCUGGCAAUUCCUGGACAAAAACAAGAAAGAUUCAGAAAGAUUUAAUAACAGUUAUGUCGGAAGCAGAGAAUUUGAAAAUCAGUGACAAAAGACACUAGCGAAAUAAGGAUUAGACGGUAUCAUAGUUAUUUUAGUAGAUAAAAGUAUAGUAUAGUAAUUAUAUUUGGAUCCAGGGUUAAUGGUAUUUGAUAGAAUUCUUGUUACUAUUUCCUAUUUCAAAGGAAGGCUUUUUUUUUUCAUUGUAAAGGUUGAGUAGGUUAAAUUGAGUACUAUGAGUAAAUUUUUUAAGGACUACCACAAAUUGGAUGAUUAAUUUCCAUCACAUUCUGAGGUAAGCAUUAAAUGGUGAAUGGGAGAGAAAAAAUAAAAUGAGUAACAAUUUUUUCCCUAAAAGUUAUAUAAAAAUCAAGAGAAUUUAAAAUUUCAUUUGUGCUAUUUCAUUGCAAUAAAACUCAAUAAUCAUACUAGAACUUUUUUUUUUUUAACUAUUCUCUGUCUCCUACAGGUUCUUUGGCAUGGAUAAAUUUUCAGUGAGAGGAUUAGACUUGACCGAACAGACUCCUGUUUUAUUAGAGCAUAAAGCCAUGGCAGCUAGUAUCAUGGAUACAGGAAAUUCAUUUGGUGACCCAGCUAGCCCUUUAGGUAACAGAUGUAGAAAUUCAUCAGUGGAAGAUGAUGAUGAUGUUGUAUUUAUUGAAUCUAUACAACCUCCUUCAACUUCUACUCCAGCAAUAGCUGAUCAAAGAAAUUUUAUAUUUGCUUCAUCAAGAAAUGAAAGGCAACAAGGAAAUUUUUCCAUAAUUCUUCCUUCCUCAAGAGAUUUGGCUUCUCAGAAGGGAAAUGUAAGUGAGACAAUUGUUAUCGAUGAUGAAGAGGACAUAGAAACAAAUGGAAGGGAAAAGAAAAAUUCUUCCAAUUUUAUUGAAUGGGGACUUCCUGGAACUAAAAAUAGAACCAAAGAUUUGGAUUUCUCCAUUUCCAGUCUUUCAAGAAGUAAGACCAAGACUGCAGUAGGACCUUUUAAUCCUGGUAGAAUGAAUGUGGCAGGAGAUGAAUUUCAGAAUGAAGGAUAUGCAACUCAUCAUAGUCCUGAUUCUUGGAUCUCCCAGUCAGCAUCAUUUCCCCGUAAUCAGAAACAGCCAGGGGUGGAUUCUUUAUCACCAGUGGCCUCCCUUCCUAAACAGAUUUUCCAGUCUUCAGUCCAACAGCAGCUUACAAAACCAGCUAAGAUCACUUGUGCACACUGCAAAAAACCUUUACAGAAGGGACAGACAGCUUAUCAACGAAAAGGAUCAGCUUACCUCUUUUGUUCUACCACCUGCCUUUCUUCUUUCUCCCAUAAGCGCACUCCAAAGAAACGCAACGUAAAAAGUAAAAAAGAUGUACCUACAAAAAAGGCUACUACUCUUCCUCAAGUUGAGUCAAGAGAAUCCUCCCAAGAAUUUUGUAGUAUGUCUUUGCCUCCCUGUGAAGACAACCAGAAUCUUAGAAAAAGAGUUAAUAAAUCAAGAUGUAUAAUCUGUAGUAAACUAACAGAGAUUCGCCAUGAAGUCAGCGUUAAUAAUGUAAUACAUAAACUGUGCAGUAACCAGUGCUUUAAUAAGUACAGGUUGGCCAAUGGUCUAAUAAUGAAUUGCUGUGAACAGUGUGGAGAGUACUUGCCCAGUAAAAGUGCUGGAAACAAUGUCCUGAUCAUUGAAGGUCAGCAGACAAGAUUUUGCUGCUACGGUUGUGUUAAUGAAUAUAAACAGAUGAUGGAAACAAAAUCAAAAAAUUUGUCAGCAUCAGAAAACAGAAAAAGGAAUGCUGUUAGAGAAGAAAGUGAAAGAAAAUUACAUGGACCACUGAAUAUUCUUUUAGAAAAAAAAGAGGGAAUACCAGAAAAAAAGGAAAAGACUUCAGAGCUACAGGUUUUGGCAGAAUAUAGCACAGAUACAUCAUUGAUCAAACAGGAUGUGAAUUUAUCUUCUGUGUUAACCAUAGCUGAUAAAUUUCAAGAGCCACUGGAAGAGAAAAAAUCAGAAGACUGCAUUAUAUCAGUUGUACUUUCUACAGACCCAGGUACAUGGCCCCGAAUUUUGAAUACUAAACAACGGGACAUUCUUGUUGAAAAUGAUCCACCUCAAGUAAGAAAUUUUAACUUUCCAAAAGACAAUACAGGAAGGAAAUUUUCAGAAACUUACUACACACGAAUUCUUCCAAAUGGUGAUAAAACCACUAGAUCCUGGUUACUUUAUUCGACUUCAAAAGAUUCUGUGUUUUGUUUAUAUUGUAAACUCUUUGGGGAAGGAAAAAAUCAACUGAAGAAUGAGAAUGGGUGCAAAGAUUGGCAGCAUUUAUCACAUAUUCUUAGCAAACAUGAGGAAAGUGAAAUGCAUAUCAACAAUAGUGUUAAGUAUUCAAAAUUAAAAUCUGAUUUGAAAAAAAAUAAAACUGUGGAAGCUGCAGAACAUGGAUUACAUGAGAAUGAGAAAAAUGAUGGUGUGCUGUUGUUGUACACAUAAUAUACCUGAUGUGGUUCUUGACAUAACAGGGUCUAAAAUUUAUUCGAAAAGAUCUGUACCCUAAUGGUCAGUACCAUUUUUGUUGGGAGGCUCCUAUAACUUCAACAGUUUGCAGUAAGUAUAAUAGCAAAUAAGUAGUAAAAAAUGUUUCUGUUCCAAAUUCUAAAGCUAAUUGGAUUCAGUAGUUAAUUACUGCAGAUUUCAAUAAAGGCAAUUGUUAUUUUUCAUUCUGUCAAUUCACACCUUUUAAAAUUGGCAUUUGAGGGAUAACAUUUAAUGUGUUUGGUUAAUUGUUUUGAUUACUUUGAAAGAAGGAGAAAAAGGCUUCAAUUUAUCAAUACUAGUUUGAACGGGAUACUGUAUGACUGUUCUCAUCAUUAUUAAAGUUAAAAACAUUUCAGAAACAGUUUGAGAGUAGAAUGGAAUCUGAAACUGCAGCUUUUGCUAUUAAACCAAAUACCUGUGAUUUAUUUCUUUUGGGCAAAACAUUUUUUAUUUGAGCAAAACAGCAUUAUUUGUUAUGUUAUAUUAAGGUGAUUAAUUUGCAUUUUAUUGGUCUUAAUUUAUAAAUGUUUUCACUUUUAUUGCUGUGUGAGAACUGUAAGAAUAAAGAAUGUAUACCUAUUUUUAUGUUCAUACAAAUAUAAGAAAUAUUAAAAAUAUAUGAAGUCAAUCUUUAGGUAUUGUGGCAAUUUUUUUU